AUGAGGCCACUAGUAGAACAGGUAGACUCGAAACCGUUCUUCAGCAUCUACAACUACAAUUAUGAAGAUGUGCUCACCAGUAUUCCAUACAAUUCAGAGAUUGGUGAAGAAAUUAAGCAAACGGGUAACAUUAGAAUCAUUGCAAAAAAAAUUAGAGAAGGAAAUGAAGAAAUGUACGAAAUAUACACGGAUGGGAGUAAGGUCAAAGGGACAAACAGCGUAGGAGCGGCUUGCUUCUGUCCACAGCUGGACGUUAAGAUCACCAAAAGUAUAAAUCCUAAAUCAUCAGUGUUCACAGCAGAAUGCAUAGCAUUGAACGACGCAUUGGAAUUAGCUCUCCGGCAUACUGAUCAAACAAUUUGUAUUUUUACGGACUGUCUCAGUGCCUUGGAAGCUCUUAACAGGCCGAAACUUUUAAUUAAGGACAACGACUAUCUGUUGCAAAUUCGAAAGAAAUUUAAUGAAUUUAAGAACAGAUCCACCUUUGCUGAAGAACCAAAACUAUACUGGAUCCCGUCUCAUAUGGGCAUAUUCGGAAAUGAGGAAGUCGAUCAAUUAGCGAAAUCAGCUACAGAAGUCAUUCGACCUGAAAUUUCGCGCAUUCCAUUCACCGAUUUCAAAGAAGGAUUUCGAAUAGCUUCAAAGAAAAACACAUCUGAACAGUUACGAGAUCAGGGGGCAUUGAAGGGCAAAAAUUACUUCGAUAACUUCUUCGAUAACUCCUCCAAGCCAUGGUUCUAUAAAUAUAAAAAAUUGAAACGCAACACAAUCGUAUGGAUAAAUCGACUGAGAGCAAACCACUACAAUUUGAAGUCAUCAUUAGCCCGGAUAGGAAUAAUCAGCGACCCCGCUGGCGAAUGCGGGCACCCAGAGGAAGACGUUGAUCAUAUUGUUUGGCAGUGCCCGAGGUUCACUGAACAAAGGAAAAGAAUGGAAGAGAGAAUUGUUAAACUUUGUCCAACACCACGUAUUAUGUCAAACAUCUUGUAUAAUAUGAACCCAAUCGUCAUUAAAUCCAUAGAUAAGUUUCUUAUAGAAUGCGAACUUCGUAUAUAA
Fopius arisanus is the source of this 1056-nucleotide messenger RNA. RefSeq lists its product as uncharacterized. Gene Ontology annotation, molecular function: nucleic acid binding; RNA-DNA hybrid ribonuclease activity. Bases 1 to 1056 code for a protein of 351 amino acids. The record is from RefSeq and is a predicted model, not a curated record. The transcript has a single exon. NCBI's taxonomy places the organism in Eukaryota, Metazoa, Arthropoda, Insecta, Hymenoptera, Braconidae. Gene Ontology annotation, biological process: DNA replication, removal of RNA primer.